Molecule: messenger RNA, 729 nt
Organism: Papaver somniferum (opium poppy)
Lineage: Eukaryota; Viridiplantae; Streptophyta; Magnoliopsida; Ranunculales; Papaveraceae
Product: patatin-like protein 3
Exons: 3
Coding region: 245-715 (156 amino acids)
Molecular function (GO): monoacylglycerol lipase activity; glycerophospholipase activity
Source: RefSeq, a predicted model, not a curated record
CCAACAUAUUUUCCAGCUGUUUACUUCGAAACGGGUGAUUGGGAAUUCAACCUCAUCGAUGGUGGCGUUACAGCACUAAUCCGACAAUGGUGGCUAUGAACGAAAUGAUAAGGGACAGUUUGGAGGAGCACCAGAACACUCGGCAGUUGAAGGCUACAACAGACUGUACCAGGUACUUGGUGCUUUCAUUAGGGACAGGAACAAGUCCGAGUGCGAAUAAAUAUGACGCUGAAAAAGUUAGCAAAUGGGGUAUGGUGCAUGGAUAACUCCAGUCUUGGAAGUGUACUCUGAAGCCAGUACGGAUAUGGUCGACAUUGAAACUGCCAUUCACUUCCGGGCAGUCCAAAGCCAGGAGAAUUAUCUCCGCAUUCAGGCGCGUAGUUUUAUUGAAGAUGUAGCUCCUCCGAUGGACGUUGCAACGAAACAGAGUAUGAAAGAACUAGAAUGUGUAGGGAACCUACUCAUACAUGAGGAUGUUUCAAGAGUGAAUAUUGAUACUGGAGUAUAUGAGAGAGUGGAAGGAGGAGGCACAAACAAACAAGCCCUAGAACGCUUCGCAAAGCUUCUAGUAAAUGAACGCAAAACACGAAAGCGGGAUGCAUGCACGGCAAGAGAACAAAACCUUGAAUGCGCCACAAAGCUUCUCUUGGAUAAACCCGAUGUAAGGCAAGGAAAAGUCGUCAAUAGAAAGUUCACGCAGACGAGCGUGCAAUGAACUGUUUGGAGGCU